Gasterosteus aculeatus aculeatus (three-spined stickleback) is the source of this 4717-nucleotide messenger RNA. RefSeq names its product ribosomal protein S6 kinase, polypeptide 2 (gene rps6ka2). Gene Ontology annotation, biological process: intracellular signal transduction; protein phosphorylation. The record is from RefSeq and is a predicted model, not a curated record. Lineage: Eukaryota; Metazoa; Chordata; Actinopteri; Perciformes; Gasterosteidae. Gene Ontology annotation, molecular function: ATP binding; protein serine/threonine kinase activity; magnesium ion binding.
ACACACACACACACACACACACACACACACACACACACACACACACACAUGCUCCGGCAGGGCUGCGCAGAGAGGGAGCUCACACAAACACACCUCUUGUGAUUCAGCGGAACAGAUUUAUUCGUCGCCUCAUCCUCACGCAGCGCAGCCGCCUGCAAAACGCACGAGACUAUCCCGCCGCGUGCGUCAACCCGCCGCUCCGUCUGCGCCGAACGACGACUCCGUUCGCACAACUCUGCGUGCUUACCUGCGCCUACUGCGUUUGUGUGUGUAGGUGUGUGUGUGUGUGUGUGUGUGUGUGUGUGUGUGUGUGUGUGUGUGUGUGUGUGUGUGUGUGUCGGAGGGGGACACACACGCGAGACCCAGAGACGUAAUGGGGAAAUUCAACAGCGACGACUGCGUUGAGGAUGGGCCAAUGGAUGAACUGCGGGACAAAUAGGCAGACCCCCCCCCCUCCGCACACCCCCUCCCCAAAAGGAACUCCGUGUCUGCACCCCUGCCUUGGGACCUCCCUGCAGGGAGAUGUUAAUCAUAAUGGGAUAGAUAGGCACAGGUCAUCCCGUUGCCAUGGAUACCAGCACGCGAAAAUUCACCGUGCGAAGAUGGUUCUCCAUCUACCUGAAGAACAAGGCGGCGAGGAACAAGAACAACACCGGCUUCUGUCAACUGGAGGAUGAAAGUAUACUUAAGGAAAUUGACAUCAGCCACCAUGUUAAGGAGGGUUGUGAGAAAGCAGACCCCUCUCAGUUCCAGCUGCUCAAAGUGCUGGGACAGGGCUCUUAUGGAAAGGUGUUUUUGGUGAGAAAGAUCCGAGGAGUGGACAGAGGGCAGCUGUACGCCAUGAAGGUCCUGAAGAAAGCCACACUGAAAGUUCGAGAUCGCGUGCGGUCUAAGAUGGAAAGAGACAUUCUGGCAGAAGUGAACCAUCCAUUUAUAGUUAAACUGCACUAUGCCUUCCAGACGGAAGGAAAGCUCUAUCUGAUCCUAGACUUCCUCCGAGGAGGAGAUCUUUUCACUCGACUGUCAAAGGAGGUAAUGUUUACUGAGGACGAUGUGAAGUUCUACCUGGCAGAGUUGGCCCUGGCCUUGGACCAUCUACACAGUUUGGGCAUCAUCUACAGGGACCUAAAACCUGAAAAUAUUCUUCUGGAUGAAGAAGGAAACAUUAAGAUAACAGACUUUGGAUUGAGUAAGGAGGCCAUCGACCACGAUAAAAGAGCGUAUUCGUUCUGUGGAACAAUCGAAUACAUGGCUCCAGAGGUGGUGAACAGGAGAGGACACACACAAAGUGCUGACUGGUGGUCAUUUGGGGUACUUAUGUUUGAGAUGUUGACAGGAUCGUUACCAUUCCAAGGAAAAGAUCGGAAGGAAACUAUGGCACUUAUACUGAAGGCUAAGCUGGGGAUGCCACAGUUUCUCAGCACUGAAGUGCAGAGUUUAUUACGAGCGCUCUUCAAGAGGAAUCCUGCUAAUCGACUCGGUGCAGGACCGGAUGGAGUGGAGGAAAUAAAAAGACAUCGCUUCUUUGCAUCGAUAGACUGGACCAAGUUGUUCAGGAAAGAAUUGAGGCCUCCAUUCAAACCGACAGUUGGAAGACCUGAAGACACUUUCCACUUUGAUCCUGAGUUCACCUCCAGAACACCCACUGAUUCUCCCGGAAUCCCUCCGAGCGCCAACACACACCAGCUGUUUCGUGGCUUCAGCUUUGUUGCAACGAAUCAGAGUCAGGAGCCAAGCGCUGCUACGGUAGCACCUUCCCGCCAGGAGGUGAACAAAAUCAAUCCCAUAGCAAAGCACUUCCAGGGUGACGUGGCCUUCAGUGAUGUUUAUGAGCUCAAAGGGGAAAUUGGACAGACAGCGACUUCUGUCUGCAGAAGUUGUCUACACAGAGUUACUGCUGUGGAGUAUUCGGUGAAGAUCAUUGAAAGAGCCAAGAAAGAUCCAUCAGAGGAGAUUGAGAUCCUGUUAAGAUACGGACAGCAUCCAAAUAUUAUCACCCUGAAGGACGUGUAUGACGACGGCCAAAGUGUGUACCUGGUGCAGGAUUUACUGAGAGGAGCUGAGCUGCUGGACAGAGCUCUGACAGUGCCAAACUUUACAGAAAGAGAUGCGUCAGACAUCAUCUGCACAUUGACAAAGACUGUGGAAUAUUUACACUCCCAGGGGGUCGUGCAUAGAGAUCUGAAGCCUAGUAACCUUCGCUAUUCGGAUGACAGCGGACUCCCAGAAUCCAUCCGGAUAUGUGAUUUUGGUUUUGCCAAACAACUGAGGGCUGAGAAUGGCUUGUUGAUGACUCCCUGUUACACAGCUACAUUCAUGGCUCCGGAGGUUCUGAAGAAGCAGGGUUAUGAUGCCGCCUGUGACAUCUGGAGCCUGGGGAUCCUGCUCUACACCAUGAUAGCGGGCUUCAGUCCAUUUGCCAGCAGUUCUGAGGACACAGCAGAGGAAAUUCUGGCUCAAAUCGGCUGCGGAAAAUUCAUCAUCACAGGAGGGAACUGGGACCUGGUAUCAGACUCUAGCAAGGAGAUAGUGAUGAAGAUGCUUCACGUGGACCCCCACCAGCGCCUGACUGCUCCACAGGUUCUUCGUCAUCCCUGGAUUGUAGAAAGAGACCAACUGUCUGACCGAGCUCUGAACAGACAAGAUGUUCUUACUGUCAAGGGGGCGCUGUCUGCCACUUACUCUGCUCUGAAGCGCUGCGCUCCUGCGCCACUGUUGGAGCCAGUUCAGUCCUCCAGCCUGGCUCAACGAAGAGGAAUGAAGAAACCGGUGUGCCCCAAAUCUAAUUCAGACACCACAGAAAAGCAAAGUCUCAACAAUCUGAAUGAAAAUAAAGACAUAAACCCACAUAAUUAGAGAAAUGCAUAAACCACGUUACAAAGUGCUCCUUGAUCUAUGAAAACGAAAUGUAGCAGAUUUAAAGGAUUGUAUCACAAACGGGACUAAGCUUGGAUAAAUAUAACAGUAAAGCAGUCGAGAAGCACUAGUAUCACGACUAGCUUCAAUCAAUUUAUAGUGUAAAUAGCGUUUCCAUUUUUAUGCAACAUUCAUCACGCGCACUUGCGACUUUUAUUUGAUCAAAACCAAACAGCUUGAAGAACUUGACCAUCAUUACCCUAAAAUUAUAAUCAUCAUCUUGAUCCCGAGCACAGAGAAUUUCAUUAAAUCAAUCGGAAACCUUUUGCAAUCCCGCAUCUGUCCUAUAAUUACUAUAAGCCCACCCUCGGCCCCCUUUAGGUUCAAUAGGUUGAAACUAAAUUAUUCCAGUUAAUAUUAUCUUAUUUUAAACUUUGAGCCUGGCUUUCACAAAACCUUCUAAUAGUUAGAUGACGGCUAUUAAAACUAAAAUAAACUAAACAAAUUGGCAGUCAGUAUUUAACGUGAACACAUGGAUUUAUUUUUAUUUUUGGUCACACAUCUCAGAAUAUAAUUUUAAAUUCUAAUGCAAUAUGGACAAAUAGUCAAUAUCUAAUUUGUUUGGUCACCAAAUUCAUAAUUAGUUGAAUUGAAUGCCACAAACAACACGCCACAACGUCAUUUUUAGUGUUAACAUGUAUGUCCCUAGUUAGUUUCAUACAUUAAUACAGUCUUCCACAGGCAUUACUCGAACAUAUCUCCGUCUAUAGAUAUGUUAGAUCAAUAUCAUCCAACAAUAUAGGUUAGAAAAAUAUGUAUUUGAAUGUUUCCUACUAUCAAUCCUCUGAAUUACAGACAUAUGCAUGUUAAAAAUGUACAUAUCCUACCAAAGGGAAUCAUUAAGUCAACAAUGCCAUUGAAGUCUUAUAUUGUAAUAUUGUACAAUCUAUGGUGAAACGUAACACUAUCGCACAUCCCAGAUCAGAUGGAACAUUGAGCUAUGAAAGUAUUUAUGUUGAACGUAGUUUCUUGUGUUUUUAUCAGAACGCAUUCAAAAUGUUACUGAACUUAAGGGAAGUCACAGAGGCGUGAAAACCGGGAGAGCAUCAUAUUGCUGUUCGGUGAAUGUCACGAUCUUAGUAAAACUCUGCGGCUACAUUAUUUUGAAAUAUUCACUCAGCAAUCAGUGUGAGGGAUCAUCUUUCAGUGUGCACUUGAGUGUGUCUAGUAGCUGACAGCACAACUCUGUUUGUGUCUGAAAACCAAAAUGUUCGACAACCACUGUGUCAGAGGAUUGUAUAUAAUGUCCACUGUCUAUUGCUGCUGCCCUGAUUGUAGCUAAUAACUUGUACCGCAAAUACGAGGUAAGACCGAACAGUGUGUUUCGCAGACAAGAGUUCCACACUUUGUGUUGUACAAUUUACAUACAUCAUACUUAACACACAGAAGUCUCAUGUGCAACUAAUAAGCACUGUAGCAGAGAAACAGUAAUUCUGUACAUUUUAUAUAUGCUGAUCCACAUGCUGGGUGUGUUGUGACACAUUGCACAACGUGGUGCGUGGUGGAGCUGGGACUGAUGCAACUGUGAGGAUGCAGAUAAGGUUGUAGAUAUCGUGUUGUUUAAGGCAUUGCUGUACAUACUGUUUACGAAUUUAGAUUGUACAUAAAAUGUUGGCAAUCAGUAAGACUGUAUAUAUUGUGUUUGCAUAUAUAUAUAGAGAGAGAGAUUGUACAUAUUAUUUUGUCCAUUGCUAUCCAUUGCUCAGAGUGUACAAACUGUCUAUACCUGCCCAAUCACUGAAAUUAUUGGCUUGAAUGCCAAACUUUUACAAAUAAAGGAAAACAAUAGAAUGUUGCUGUA